Molecule: messenger RNA, 828 nt
Organism: Chaetura pelagica (chimney swift)
Lineage: Eukaryota; Metazoa; Chordata; Aves; Apodiformes; Apodidae
Gene: TNFSF11
Product: tumor necrosis factor (ligand) superfamily, member 11
Exons: 5
Coding region: 94-828 (244 amino acids)
Biological process (GO): immune response
Cellular component (GO): membrane
Molecular function (GO): tumor necrosis factor receptor binding
Source: RefSeq, a predicted model, not a curated record
CCCGCCUCCCGCUCCCUGCUGGCCGCCCUCGUCCUGCUGGGGCUGGGACAGGUGGUCUGCAGCGUGGCCCUCUUCCUCUACUUCCGAGCCCAGAUGGACCCUACUAGAAUUUCAAAGGAACAUGCACACUGUGUCAGAACACUUUUUGGACAUCAAGAAAAUACAGAUUUGCAUGAUGCAUCCUUUGAAAAUCAAGAAGCAAAGUUAAUGCCAGAAUCAUGUAGAAGCAUGAAACAGGCUCUCCAAAGAGCUGUGCAGAAGGAAGUUCAGCGUGUCAUGGGAAGAACACCACCAAGACCAGAAAAAGCUGCAAUGGAGGCAUUAGGAAUGGAUCUGUACAAGAGAAACAAACAUGAGAAGCAGCCUUUUGCCCAUCUCAUUAUCGAUGAUAAGAAUAUUCCAUCUGGGACUCGCAAAGUGAACCUCACAUCCUGGCAUCAUGACAAAGGCCAGGCAAACUUAUCUAACAUGACAUUCAGUGAUGGGAAGCUCACUGUUAAUCAAGAUGGAUUUUACUACCUUUAUGCCAACAUUUGUUUUAGACAUCAUGAAACUUCUGGAAACCUGACUAAAAGAGGCCUUCAGCUGAUGGUGUAUAUGAUUAAGACAAACCUUAAAAUAAGGCGCUCUGAUGUGUUGAUGAAGGGAGGAAGCACCAAAUACUGGUCAGGGAAUUCAGAAUUUCAUUUUUAUUCUGUCAAUGUAGGAGGGUUUUUUAAAUUAAAAUCUGGUGAAAUGAUAAGUAUCCAGGUAUCAAACCCAUUGCUACUGGAUUCAUCACAAGAAGCAACUUACUUUGGGGCAUUUAAAGUAAGGGAUUUAGACUGA